Molecule: messenger RNA, 1933 nt
Organism: Ectocarpus siliculosus
Lineage: Eukaryota; Phaeophyceae; Ectocarpales; Ectocarpaceae
Source: the annotation of a GenBank genome assembly
AUGGGUUGCCGCCGGGCUUCGUGUUCGGGACAGCUUCGGCUGCGUAUCAGAUCGAGGGAGCGGUGGACAAGGGUGGGCGCGGCCCAACGAUCUGGGACACCUUCUCCCACAUGGAUCCACCCAAGGUACGAGGAAGAUGCCGACCUGACCAAGGCCGCAGGGUUCGACGGCUUCCGAAUGUCGUUCGCGUGGAGCCGCAUCUACCCGGAGGGGGAGGGCGACGAGCCUAACGCUGAGGGCAUCCAACACUACCACGACGUCAUCGACUCGUUGCUGGAGAGGGGGCUGGAGCCAGUGGUCACGCUGUACCACUGGGAUCUACCGCAGGCUCUGGAAGACAAGUACGGCGGUUGGCUCAACGAAUCUAUCGUCCCGGCGUUCGAUGCCUACGCGGACACCUGCUUCCGGGAGUAUGGCGGCAAGGUGAAGAAGUGGAUCACCAUCAACGAGCCUUGGAGCUUCGUGCACCACGGCUACUCCACAGGCGGGCACGCACCCGGACGCUGCUCAAACAGGACACACUGUGAUGAAGGGGAUAGCUUCACGGAGCCCUACAUCGCGGGGCACAACGUCCUCAACUCUCACGCUAGGGCGGUGUCCACCUACCGAACCAAGUACAAGGCGGAGCAACGGGGAAUUAUCGGCAUGACUCUCAACUGUGACUGGGCUGUGCCGCUGGACCCUGACUCCGACGCCGACAAGGCGACGGCGGAGCGUUUCGUGGAAUUCCAGUUGGCGUGGUGGGCCGAUCCCAUAUACUUCGGGGACUACCCUCAGGUCAUGAAGGACCUGGUCGGGGAUCGGCUUCCGGUGUUCACGGAGGAGGAGAGCGCCCUGAUCGCCGGGAGCAACGACUUCUUCGGCCUGAAUCACUAUACGUCCUGGUACUACACCGACAUCCCCGAUGAAGACCCGCCACGAGAGGGAACGUCGCCGGCGAAGGCCCGCGCCGCCGGUAUCACGCUUCCCGAGACACCUCCGGGCGACGGCUGGUCGAUGGACAUUGGUGCCAUCCAGACCAAGAUGGACCUGAACGGGACGAUGAACGGCGGCGCCGCGGCAACAGACUGGCUUACCAUUGCGCCCGAGGGGUUCCGGCCACUGCUGGUAUGGGUUGCUUCGCGGUAUGGCCGACCCAUCAUCUUCGUCACGGAGAAUGGCGUGGACAGGGCCGGCGAAGACGAAAUGGAGUUGGAGGAGGCGUUGAAGGACGAGGCGAGGCAGUCGUACUACCACGGCUACAUCACGUCCAUGGUGACGGCGAUGGUGGAGGAUGCGGUGGACGUGAGAGGCUACUACGCGUGGUCUAUCCUGGACAACUUCGAGUGGUCCGACGGCUACAGGCCCCGGUUCGGGCUGACCUUCGUCGACUACGACAACGGGCAGGCGCGGUACCCCAAGGACAGCUCCAAGUGGUUCGCCAGCCUUGCCAAGGCUAGACGGGAGCGCCGCGACGGCAACAUCACCGCCGGCUGUGACUGCACCGACUCCUCCUCCUCCUCCUCGGAUGACGAUUCGGACGACGAUUCGGACGACGAUUCGGACGACGACUUCGGUGGCGAGGCCGCCAGCUUUGGCGAAGAAGGCGGUGCCGCGGACAUGCAGAUGGCGGCGGGGGAAGGGGGCCAGCAGAUAGAAGGAGGGGAGGGUCCUCACGGGCUUCAGGACGCCGGCCGGGCGUCGGGAGGGCUGGUUCUGCUGUGCUUGCUGGUGGCAGCGGCGGUAGGGGCGGUCGGGUUUAGCCUAGGGAAGUACAGCCGGUGGGCUUGGGGACGGGGUGCGCGGUACGAGGGCUUGGCGGAGCUCCCGCGGUCGAAGGGUUGGUGGGUAGCGGCGUUCCUGUGCUCGGGCUUCGUGGCGGGAGCCACCUGCUCCGUCUUGCUUCUCCGGUCGUGAGACGAUGGCUGCUGCGCGAGCGACGUACGUUCACUGC